GUGGUUCCUAUAAGCCGGAGUUGUUUACAGUGUUGAUCUGAGAGAUUAUUGAGAGCUGAGUAAUGCAUUGGAUUUUUUUUUUUUAAUUAUUCAUUCUUCUGUUCACCUUUGAUUCUAAUUCUGAAGACUACUCUCAUGGCGAUAGCUAGUAUCCUGACUUCAACCCAAAACCCCUUUUUAUGUCUCCGGGAACCAACGCCUCUUGGGACCCGCUCCGUCGUCUUCCGCCGCUAUCGAGAGCCCUGUGGCAGACGAUGGAUUCCCAGAUCCAUUAGAGCUUGCCAACCGUCCGACAAGCUUGGUGGUGAUGGAGGCAUUUCACCUUCAGCUAAAAGAUUACAUUUUGGGAAGGAACUGCUGACUUUUGCUUCAGAUAAUUUCUUGCCUCUAGCUCUUGUUAGUGGAGUGGGGCUGGGCUUUGCAAAUCCAACUCUAGGCUGUCUUGCAGACAAAUACUCUUUCACUAAGAUCAGCACAUGCGGAAUAUUUAUUAUAUCAGGAUUGACUUUACGUACUGAAGCGAUUGGUGCUGCUGUUAAAGGAUGGCCUCUUGGAGUCUUCGGGCUAAUCUCUAUUUUGUUGCUCACUCCAUCCUUCUCACGGCUAAUUAUGCUGUUCCAACUUCAACCCCCGGAACUUGUUACAGGGCUGGCUAUAUUUUGCUGUAUGCCAACCACCUUAUCAAGUGGUGUUGCCCUUACUCACCUUGCUGGUGGCAAUGCUGCUCUUGCGCUUGCGGUGACUGUGGCAUCAAACUUAUUAGGAAUUUUAAGUAUUCCAUUUUGGGUAUCGAGAUACAUAGCUGGGGGAGUAGGUGUUUCUUUUCCAACUGAGCAAUUGUUCAGAAGUCUUGUAGUUACUCUGUUAAUUCCUUUAAUCAUUGGCAAGGUUAUUCGGGAAUCAUUCAAAGGGUUUGCAAACUUUGUUGACAAUAACCGUAAUCUAUUUUCAAAGAUCAACGCAAUCUGCCUCAGUAUGGUACCAUGGAUCCAAGUUAGCAGGUCAAGAUCACUGCUGUUAUCCGUUAAGCCUAAGGUUUUUCUUGCUGCCGUUGGCAUUGGAAUAUUGCUGCAUCUUUCUCUAUUAGCAUUCAAUGCUGUUUCGAUCGGCAUCCUCUCAGGUGUUUCAGGUGGUAGCAAGAACUCAAAGGAAAAUGGCACUGCAGUCUUGCUCGUUUCAAGUCAGAAAACACUACCGGUAAUGGUGGCGGUAGUGGAGCAAUUGGGAGGUGCAUUUGGUGAGACAGGGCUCUUGGUUCUUCCUUGUGUAGCUGCACACCUGAACCAGAUCAUGAUUGAUUCAAUUCUUGUCAACUUAUGGCUCCGGAAGGGUAAAGAUACUUCGACUGAUGUAAAGACAGCCUGAGAGAUAAAAAUCAAUGAAACUGAUGUUGUGGAGAAGGUUACAUCCUAAAACACAUUCAAAAUGUUACUUAGCAUCAAGUCUGGAAAUUGUGGAAACCUUCGAAGCACCGAAGCUUAGUUAAUGAUCGAUCACUCUCUGAAUUUGGUCGAGUGAUUCGGUUUCGGUCUGCGUUUUAUUGGUUCAGCCAAAAUGUUUGCUGAUUCCAUUUGUAUGAUUUCUGUAAGAACGAUAUAGAAAAAAAUCUUGUAAUAAAUGAAUAAUCGAAAACGUUAAAUAUUUUAUGAUCACCA
Molecule: messenger RNA, 1655 nt
Organism: Capsella rubella
Lineage: Eukaryota; Viridiplantae; Streptophyta; Magnoliopsida; Brassicales; Brassicaceae
Product: probable sodium/metabolite cotransporter BASS4, chloroplastic
Exons: 14
Coding region: 136-1365 (409 amino acids)
Cellular component (GO): chloroplast envelope
Source: RefSeq, a predicted model, not a curated record